UUUUCCGGUCAUUUGUCGUCCUCAUAUCUGUAUGUGCACACAAUAGACACAUGCUCUCCCAAGCAUGUGUCUAUAGAGAGCUAUGGUUACCAAACCUUCUUUGCAAACAGGAUCGGCGAGAUCCAGAACACAACAGCAAUCCGAGAUUGGUGGUGGAUUCCUGGUCCUCUCAAUAUUGCUGAUAUCAUAACCAGAGGGGCCAGUCCUCAAGACCUGGAUGAAAGUUCAGAAUAGCAGAACGGACCAACAUUCUUGAAGCUACCAGUGGAUGAGUGGCCAGUUAAAUCUGCCAAAGAGUUGGUGAUGGCUGCCAGAGACGGUGUCAACAGAUUACAGAAGAAAGCCUUUGUUGCUGCACUGACCCGAGCACAAGCCAAGGCCCAACUGCUGCCGGAUCCAAAGGAUACUGACACGCAGAAGCCUUCUGAACUAAAGCAAGACCAGGAACCAACUCAGACCCAAACACAACCAAAGAGGCCACCAGCAGGAUCAACUGUCCAAGAACUGGUGGAUGUCAAGCGGUUCAGUAACCUAAGCCGACUUGUCAAAACAGUCGCCUGGAUCCGGAGGGCAGCAAGGAUGUUCAUGAAAGGGAACAAGCAAACUGCAAACAAUCCAAAGUGGGAGGCAGUGUCGUUUUCAAAAGUCAUCUCAGUGACAGAGAGGGAAGAUGCCCUAAAAUACAUCUUCCUUGCGGCACAGCAAAGUGCAUUCUUCCCAAGCACAACCACAGACAGGCUGGUGGUGUACAGAGACCAAGGGACUGGAUUGUUGGUCUGUGGGGGUCGUGUGCAGAUCUUCAAUGAAGAUAAAGUUGCUGUCCCCAUCUUGCCUUACGAAGCCUGGGUGUCGACACUGUUAGCACGAGAAGCCCACGAGGAGAACCACGAUGGAGUGGCCGGGACCUUGCUCAAGAUGAGAAGAAGAGCAUGGGUCGUGAAAGGUCGGAGAAUUGCUCAAAAAGCGGUCGAAAACUGCAUGUUCUGCAGGAAAACUAAAGCAAAAAGAUGCCAGCAAAUAAUGGGUGAUCUACCUCCAGAGAGGACAGAACCAGCUGCCCCAUUCCACUACACAACAGUCGACCUCUUCGGACCCUACCAAGUCAGGGAUGAUGUAAAGAAAAGAGUGUCACUGAAGGUUUGGGGAAUUGUGUUUUGUUGCAUGGCCUCCAGAGCUAUUCACACCGAUCUGGUGAACUCUCAGUCCACAGAGAGUUUUCUGUUUGCCUACCAGAGGUUCACAGCACUAAGAGGUCAUCCAAAGAAAAUCUGGUCAGAUCCUGGGACCAACUUCAUUGGGGCUAAGCCAGUCCUAGAAGAACAGUACCGAUUCCUUGCCAAUCUUGACAAAGCUACCCUGGAGGAGAGAACUGCCAAGGAUGGCACAGAAUGGUCGUGGAAGAUUCAUCCAGCCGAUUCUCCACACCGGAAUGGUGCCGCAGAAGCUGCUGUGCGCAUUGUCAAGAGAGCACUGCAGAGUCUUGGAGGAGAGUCCGGCCUAAGUUGGAGUGAAUUCCAAACAACUCUCUACACGGCUGCCAAUCUUGCAAAUGAAAGACCAAUUGACGCCAGGACACAGAGCCGAGAAGACAGCGUCCAGUUCAUCACUCCUAACUGUCUCCUGCUCGGACGAGCAUCACAGGGUGGAGAUGUCAGAACAUUCGACUUCAGUGACUAUCCCUACAAAAGGCUUAGAGAAAUGCAAGCGCAAGUUAAUAAGUUCUGGAGGAACUGGAGUCAACUUGCUGGUCCUAACUUAUUCGUAAGAAACAAAUGGCAUACCGCCAAGAGAAAUGUCGCAGUCGGGGACAUCGUCUGGAUGGCGGACCAAAACGCCCUUAGGGGUCAGUUCAGGAUUGCAAGAGUGGUUAGCGUCAACUCGGACAGCAAAGGAGUUGUGAGGGACGUCAAUGUCAGAACCUUCCCAAGCUACCCCGUUCCUGUCACAAGGCCUACCAGAGCAAAAGUAAUUCACCGAACAUCUAAGAAAUUCAAAGAAAAGAUCCCAGCAGCAGUUCUUCACAGAGACGUAAGGCGACUAGUGGUCUUGCUUCCCACCGAAGAACAGAACUAAACAUCUGACCCAAGUUGCACCUGUAACAUGCGACCUCCCAGGUGUCUCCACUGGAAGGUCGAGUGGGAGGUGUGAAGUCAACUUGGAAAAUCCCCGCUUGAUACGAAGGGAAGUCAACUUGGAAAAUCCCCGCUGGAUAUGAAGGGGUUAAUAUGCAGCGCCGACGGACAGCUGGGGGAAUCCCUCCUCAGAGCGUUACCGCGUCAUUGCGUCACGUUACCGCGUCAUUGCGUCACGUUACCGCGUCAUUGCGUCACCUUACCGGAAAGGACAGAAAGGGGAAGAGACUCUUUCAAGAAACGCCAGUUGCAAACAAAUCAGACAACGUUCUGUCCAGCAGCAGCAAAGCUGCGCUAGAAAACGUGGAAAAAGCAGCACUGGUACAGCCAUAAAAAGCCUGGAGAAACGGCCGGUUUUUUACCUUGCAGUAUACCUAGCAGUUUACCACUUGCAACCCACUUACAACUGUACCCACAAUACCUACCUGCUACAACUUACCUGUACCUGUGAAAAUACAAAAAGAAAAGUAAAGAGGAGUUAAAGAAGGAAAACGGUGUGGUCAUUGCAUGAGUGGAACCCAGUUAAACCUCCUAUGGUCUGUACCAAUCCCUUUCAAGCAGGGAAGCUGCACAAACACUAGAUAGCUUGACAGUCACUCUUUCACCAUUUCUUUCCAAUGGAACAUUGAACAGCUGCUUCAUAUUCAUUUGGUUUCUCUUCUCUUCCCUGUCAAUGGUUGAGAUGCUGACUGUUUGGAUGUUUUCAAAGAUGUUGUUGUCCUCUAUAAUGGCACUCUUUAUUUCACUUAGUCUUAUGGCAUUGUUUUCUACAACCAUGGUGCAAAUAGGCUGCUCCUGUUCAGGUGCGAAAAGGGGCCCUCUGCCACCCCUGUGAGGUUGUCUUGCAAUUCUAUGUGGAAAAAAAUACAGUACAGUAAAAGUAUACUUACUGUAUAUUGUAAAAUGCAAGUGGAAUACUGUAAUAUUUAAUGAAGCAUUACAGAAAGUAUACAGUGCCUGUUGUUAGAUUACAUACCUGUUCUGUUGAUAAAAAGUCUGAAUGAUUGAGAACACAGUUGUUCUCCCAACAUUUGGCUGCACCCUUCGACCAGCCUCGGCCAUUGUAAGCCCAUGAUUGAGAACAUCUACAAGUCUACAAGUGUGGCUCUUAUCUCAUCAGGAACUUGCAUUCUGACUCUUCCUCUGUUGUGCUUCCCAGCUCCUCCGCCACGCAGCCGCAAUCCUCUUCCUCUUCUCUCUGGCUGUUGACCCUGUCCAAUUCCUUGUCCUUCCAUGGUCAAACAUUGUAACAUUGUGUUUUGCUCCAGCUAUAUAUAUACUUGAUGGUUCAUGAGUUGCACCUUUGAGCUACUUCAGUAAACUGGUUGAUCAUUGGUUUAUCUAACGCUUCAUUCAUUAGAGAAAGUCAAGAGUCCGGUAGCAAUUUAUAAUUCAAGACAGAUGUAGAAAAAGGUCUAAUGGAAAUAUAUAGAAAUAUGGUUGACAUAUUAUGACAACUUGUUCAACCAUUUUGCAUGUAAAGACCUAUGCAAUGACCUAAUGCCUAAAUGUUGUGGGGGUGAGACUAUUCAAUAGAGACCCAUUACAAUACAUUUUGAUCAACAUGACAUAAGCAAUUGAUAAUGUAGAAAAGAGCAGAGAAUUUUACAUAAUAAUUUGCACGGAUGUACCAAAGCAUUUGCAACGUGUUCAAAUAAAUGCGAAAAUGCUUUUUUGAUGUGAACAAGUGACGCACUGAUGUGAAGAUUGAACAGGUCGUUUUGAGAACUUCAAUUCUGAUCUGAGAAAUGUACCAAAGCGACUGAGAAAAACUGUAAUAUCGGAAUAACAUUUGUUCCAUUUAUAUUUUCUGAUUAAUAUAUUAUUAUUCUUAAGGCACUUAUGGAAGCAUUAUUCACUAAUAAAAUGAGAAAUCAUCUGCUGAA
This is a messenger RNA of Gadus morhua (Atlantic cod), 4018 nucleotides long. RefSeq lists its product as uncharacterized. Bases 304 to 2073 code for a protein of 589 amino acids. The record is from RefSeq and is a predicted model, not a curated record. Gene Ontology annotation, biological process: DNA integration. Gene Ontology annotation, molecular function: nucleic acid binding. The transcript is spliced from 2 exons. NCBI's taxonomy places the organism in Eukaryota, Metazoa, Chordata, Actinopteri, Gadiformes, Gadidae.